Messenger RNA from Rosa chinensis, 1421 nucleotides. RefSeq names its product protein HOMOLOG OF MAMMALIAN LYST-INTERACTING PROTEIN 5-like. Bases 791 to 1138 code for a protein of 115 amino acids. The transcript has 7 exons. The record is from RefSeq and is a predicted model, not a curated record. Lineage: Eukaryota; Viridiplantae; Streptophyta; Magnoliopsida; Rosales; Rosaceae. Gene Ontology annotation, biological process: late endosome to vacuole transport via multivesicular body sorting pathway. Gene Ontology annotation, cellular component: multivesicular body.
UCAGCCAUCACUAAGUUCUAUUUGUGAAGAAGAUAAGGAUUCUGUGUACUGGGAAGAGGGAGGAGAUUCUUCGAGAUCUGCUGAAGAUUAGGGUUCUUCGAUCUCUGGGUUUAUAAUGUUGAUUUGGGGAUUUGUAGUCUACUCGAUUUGGGGGUUUCACAACAAUUUGAUUUGUGGGGAUUUGUGGGCUACUGGAUUUGGAGAUUUGUGGGUACUCGAUUUCCUCAUAUCCACUUCCUUUCUCCUUCAUCUCUCUCUCAUGGUGGCUGCACAUGGCGAGCGAGCAACCGCUGAUCCUCAUCCACAAGUGCAAGCUUUAGAGUGUCCUAUAACAUGUCGCAACCAUCACUAAGGACGUCAAGGACUCUGAAUUCUUCAGCUUCAUCACCAUGUUUAGGGCCAGCGAUAAGUGUUAGAAGGAGAAGAGGAAGACAAUUAAUGGUGAUGAUUUGCUGUGAGUGAUGGUUUCCCUUCUCUCACUUUCUCACAAUUUCUUCUCCAAAGGGUAUUUGUCUGUGAGCCCAAGUCAGAGGUCAGUUUGUCGCUCUGUGGUUUGUGAGGCUGCUCCAACCAAGAGGCUUGAUUAUGUUGAAAAGCGAGCUCGCCAGGUUGAGAAAAGGCGCAUUUACAACAAGUCCAAAAAGUCUGAGAUCAAAACUAGGUUGAAGAAGUGGAUGAUACGAAUAAGGAGAUAGAGGAGGUUCAGAGGCAGAGGAAGUCCCCGAUCUGGUGUGUCAGACUGUCAGCUCGACAACUUCUAGUGCAUGGUCGAUACCUUCACCACCUUUCGAUGGAAGCGCCAUCAGGUCGAUUAUAUGCAAUGGAGCGAGGGCUGAAGAUUCCUCAGAACAAGUGCACCAAGACCACCAAUUCCCUCCUAAUUUCACUCAUGAAGCAGCUUGAAAAGCUUGAGCAGAAGCAGAAGUAUGCGACUUGGAAAGCAGCAGAUAUAAGGAAAGCUGUGAAAGAAGGAAGGAAACCUCAGGCUGGCCCCUCUGCAGAUAGCAUUGGAGGGCAGUUACAAGGAAGAAUUUGUUCAAGGAAUUUGACAACCAUCAAUGAAGACUUCAUAAGAGACAUGUUUUGGAACAACAUGUGUAUCAGCUUGGCCCCUAUGAAUGGGCAAAGUAUGUCGUGAAGGCGUAUGUGUAGGAGCUAAAGGAAAGCAUAAGAGGAAGUAGGUUGUUGCUGAAGGAAAGCAUCAUUUUUGUGCUUCUCUGCUGGUACAAUAUUCAUGCACUGUGUGGCAUGUUUUGUAACAAAUAGUUUGUAUUUGUAUCAGCUUUUGAUGUCCCAAGUAGAUGGGCAUGCAUUUGAAUGCUUUUCUUCUUUCAAUGUUGGCUUGGAUGAUUGGGAAAUCCUCCCUUUUAAAGUUUGAAUGCUUUUCUUCAAAUAGUAUGAGUUGGAUUACUCAUUUCAUA